AACACUAUUGAAAUCACUAGUUGUCGUUGCGAGAAUCGUUGCGAAGCGUUUGCUGCGACUGCGUCUAAGUUUGAUUGCGAAUUUCCUGUAUUUCUCGCAGCCAUACGCGAAAUAUUAAAGUUAAAAAUAAUAAUUAUAUAGUUAUUAUAUAAAUGGCAGACAAAAAAGUUACACCGCCGCUGGGCGCUUACCCCCAGCCCCAGCCGCCGCAGGGCCCGUUCCUGCCGGCGCCGCCUCAUCAGGCUGCACCCCAAUAUGGAGAUCAUUAUCAUAUGACCCCUCAAUAUGUAACUCGUGACGUCACAGUGGCCGGUGGCUCCCCCUACGGCGUCACGUUCGGGGGCGCCGGCGCGGGCGCGGGCGGUGUGUACGCUCCGCCGCCGUAUGAACAGCUGCAACACCACCAGGCCAUCCCGGCCUUGAGCCAGCAGUUACCGAUGUACAGCCCAGCAGCGGCCAUGUACGCGGCCGCGGCCGGCUACCCGGGAUACAUCGGCUACCCAGUGCAGUACUACCCGUAUUAUCCUACAGCCGUGCAGCCCUCCAUCCAGCCCCUGCGGCCUACUAUCAUGCUACCCAACGGUUUCGAGGCGGGCGGUCGUUUCGAGGGCCUGGCGCAGACGCUGCUGCCGCCCGCGCCGCCCGGCGUGCCGCCCUCGCCCGCGCACCUCGCCGCCAUACAGCCGCACCAAGUGCUGUGGCGUUAAAUAAAUCAUCGCUCCCAAAUCCGACGUUGGACAUCGCACGCCAGCAGUACGUUUGAUGCCUUACACCUUAGAGUAUGAAUACGUAUUCAUUCUCGAAUGAAUAUUCAUGAAUACACUAUUCAGUCUGUAAAGAAUAUUCAAGCUGACACCUAUUCUAGAGUGAAUAUUCAUUCUUCAAUCUAUAUUCGUUCAUGAAUAAGCUAUGUAUUCAUUCUGUUAGAAAUAUUCUUGAAUAUUAUUCAUUCUGGAUGAAAUUAUUCGUACUCUAAGCUUCGUCAUAGCGACUAAUUAAUUGGCAGGCGACCGAUAGUCAUUUAGUUGACUUGAAUAUUUAUAUAUAAGUUAUUUUAAGCAAAUAUUUUAAACUCAAAAGUAUUACUUAAGUUUUGUUGAAAAAUUCUCCUUUUUUACGCUUGCAACUAAAAUAUAAGUAGUAUAUAUUUAAUUGUGAUAGAAAUUUAAGCUGUUGAAUCUCAUUUUCGUAUACAUAGCCAAGUUAAACUUAGUAUCAAGCAAGCAAUGUAUAUCAUAUAAAUCCGGUCCUCGUUUUAAUCGGUCGUCUAGCCCAAUAUCCGCUGUGAUUAAAACACCGUGUUACGCGGUAGACCUCUCUGUACGAUCCGUACAUUAUUUUUCCAAUAAAAAAAGUAUUUUAACUAAUAUUUAUUCGUAAACAACUUAAUAUAUGAAUCUUUAUACAAGUGCAUGUAUGUAUGUAUUUGUUUUUAUAUAUAUUUUUGUUGCUAGGAUACAAAUAUAACAUAAAUAAAAUUGAAUAUUUCUAAAAUCGGGCAGUAUUAUCUAACAAACGCGACGGGACAGCGAAAUUAAAGCUAAAACGCUGUCAAAAUAUAAUCUCAAAUUGCUAAGUCGUUGCUUUUGCUAUUUACAUAAUACCACUACGACUUUAAAAGCCAAAAGUUAAUUUAUCAACAAUAUUUUGACGAACUACGUAAAUUAUACCCGGUCUUAGUAAUAUUAUAGUUUAGUGUCGAAGCGAGACACAUGAUCUACAUCUCUCUUUCACACCUGUAAUAUUAUACUUCAAUAUCUUAACAACAAAAAUAAUAUAAAUCUACAAAACUAUUUAAAUUGAACAUUGUCUGAAUAUAUUUCUCAACAUUUCUUUCAUAUUGCAAGAAAGUGAUAACAAUAACUUCAGGCGUUGAUUGUUUAAACUUUUUGUAGGAAAAGUGAUCUAAAGAUGCUUGUAAAGGAAAGAUUAUAAGGCUCUUUGUACAUGUGGCAAUGCUAGUCUCCGUUUCACGUCGACUUAAUUGUCGUCUGCGUGUAAUGCGAGCUUUAAUGAGCGUGUAUUGCAAUAGUUGUGACACUUAAGCUGGGAGUAGUAAGUCUUGCGUUGGUUUGUGUAUAAAUAGCUUUAUUUCCUUACAAACAUCUUUCAAAUUAACAUGGAUGACUUUUUAACGUACUGUGAUUUAUAUAGUGGGUUUUCUCAGUUUAAAUUCAUUGUGUCCUGCUGGUGUUAUGUGUAUUUUUUGCCUUAAAUGUCCCACUGCUGGGCAAAUCCUUCGACUUGUUUCUUAAUAAUGAGUUGUCAGUUCUAAUGGACGAAUUUAGGUUUAUUACGUCAUCUCUGCCUCACAUCUAGUCUUGUAUAGAGAACCAAAUAUGAUUAACAUUACAUUAGCAAAAAAAUAUUCAGGCUAGGGAUAUCAUUCUAGCCCUUUCCCAACUAUGUAUGGUUCGGCUUCCAGUCUA
Trichoplusia ni (cabbage looper) is the source of this 2429-nucleotide messenger RNA. RefSeq names its product DAZ-associated protein 2-like. The transcript has 6 exons. The record is from RefSeq and is a predicted model, not a curated record. Lineage: Eukaryota; Metazoa; Arthropoda; Insecta; Lepidoptera; Noctuidae. The coding region runs from base 153 to 707 and encodes 184 amino acids.